ACUCGUGAAGACCUCCAAAGGAUGGAGAAGAAAGCCUCUGAGACUUUUAAAGAAUAUGCUCAACGUUGGCGCAUUAAGGCUGCUCAAGUGCAACCUCCAAUGACUGAAUCUGAGCUCAGCAAUCUAUUUGUCAAGUCAAUGAGAGGACCGUAUCUGGAUAAAAUGCUUACUCAUUCCUCUGAUGAUUUUGCAAAGCUGGUUCACAUUGGAGAAAAUAUUGAAGACGCCAUAAAGUCAGGGAAGAUCCCAGAUGCUAACUUAUGGCAAGCUCUGAUGGAAAAUAACCAAGGGAAUGGUCGUAAGUUCAACCAAUUCAACCAGUUCAAGAAAGACAAAAAGGAGGGCGAGGUCCAAGCAAUCAUGCAUACACCUAGCCAACCAUAUACCUCAAAUCCUUAUCCACACACUCCUAAAGGAUACUCCCGUACUUCUUAUUCAGUUCGACCAUCAACUUACCAACCUUAUCCACCUGCACCUUAUCAGCAGUACUCUCCACAACCUCAUCUAUACCAAGCUUAUCCACCAAGUCCCAUAUAUGCCACCUACCCAGCUAAUCCUCCCAAGCCAUAUCCAAAUAGGCCAAAUACUUUCGAUAAGAGAUUUCGAAAGAUUGAUCCUAUUCCUCUCUCUUACUUGGAUGUAUACAACCAAUUGACAGCUGUAGGGAUUGUGACACCAAUACCUCCUCCUAAAGUCCAAGAUCCCCUCCCAAAAGGAUUUAACCCAGAAGUUCAAUGCAUCUAUCACAGUGGUGGAGUUGGCCAUGAUAUUGAAAAUUGUUGGAGUUUUAAACACCUUAUUCAAAAUUUGCUAGAAGAGAAGAAGAUUGCAUUUGACACCGCCAUUAAUAAGGCCAGUCCUAGCAUUACCAACAACCCACUCCCAGAGCAUGCCAACCCUGGUGGAAGCUGAAACAACAUUUGUUAUAGUUACUUUGAGGGGUUCAUAUGGCAAGAAUUGAGUUCAAACCUCAAGGAUUCUUGAAGUAAGGACCUAUGUCAGUUGUCUCUGCUUUUCAGUUAUUAGUAGUAUAAGUAACUUGAAUCCACCAUUGAUUCUGCCCAAGAUCAUGGUUAAAGUAAAAUAAUGGGCACAUC
Molecule: messenger RNA, 1097 nt
Organism: Rubroshorea leprosula
Lineage: Eukaryota; Viridiplantae; Streptophyta; Magnoliopsida; Malvales; Dipterocarpaceae
Source: the annotation of a GenBank genome assembly